Messenger RNA from Quercus lobata, 960 nucleotides. RefSeq names its product WRKY family transcription factor (gene WRKY12). Lineage: Eukaryota; Viridiplantae; Streptophyta; Magnoliopsida; Fagales; Fagaceae. The transcript is spliced from 4 exons. The coding region runs from base 141 to 833 and encodes 230 amino acids. Gene Ontology annotation, molecular function: DNA-binding transcription factor activity; sequence-specific DNA binding. The record is from RefSeq and is a predicted model, not a curated record. Gene Ontology annotation, biological process: regulation of DNA-templated transcription.
AACUACACCGUGUAUGAACUGUGAAGCACAAAAAGACACCUUUACUACAUACCAACAGUUGGGUGUGGACAACAUGCACCAAAUCUAGCUAUUUACAACAAGGGGAAGAAAAAAAAGGCAAAACCUUCUCUUGGUAGUAUAUGAAAAUAAUGGAAGAAGAAAGAGGAGCUCCAAAUUACGAGCUGCAAGUAUCAUUUUCAGCCACUCCACAAGCGAUCCACGACAUGGGGUUUGUACAAUUUGAAGAUAACCAGGUCCUAAGCUUCUUAGCUCCCUCACAAUCUUCUCAGAUGUCUCAGCCACUCAGCGGCGGUGGUGCCACAACAAACACCACCACCACCGCCACCACUGGUGCCACAUCAAACACUAACCCCACCACCAUGGGGUUUAGUCAUAACGACCUUGUCACUAGACCUUCUUGGAAUAACGACCAGGUGGGAACGAUGGAUCCCAAGGCUGUCAAUGAUGAAAACGGUACCGGUAAUGCUAGCGAUGGCAACAAUUCAUGGUGGAGGAGCUCAACCUCAGAUAAAAGCAAGGUGAAGGUGAGAAGGAAGCUUAGAGAGCCAAGGUUCUGUUUCCAAACGAGGAGUGAUGUUGAUGUCCUUGAUGAUGGUUACAAAUGGAGGAAAUAUGGCCAGAAAGUUGUCAAGAAUAGCCUUCAUCCAAGAAGUUAUUACCGAUGUACCCAUAAUAACUGUCGGGUGAAGAAGAGGGUUGAACGAUUAUCAGAGGAUUGUCGAAUGGUGAUAACAACAUAUGAAGGUAGACAUAACCACUCUCCAUGUGAUGACUCGAACUCAUCUGAGCAUGAAUGCUUUGCCUCUUUCUAAAUGGCUCAAUCUCAGAGAACCAUAAUGUUGAUGUAAUGAAUAUAAUGUAUUAGCUUGUGAUGAUAUUUUGCCAAUAUGAUUUUGGGGAUUCACUAAUAUAUUUAAUUAUGGUUUAAAGCUCUAUUAU